This is a messenger RNA of Chenopodium quinoa (quinoa), 1439 nucleotides long. RefSeq lists its product as uncharacterized. NCBI's taxonomy places the organism in Eukaryota, Viridiplantae, Streptophyta, Magnoliopsida, Caryophyllales, Amaranthaceae. The record is from RefSeq and is a predicted model, not a curated record. The coding region runs from base 463 to 1095 and encodes 210 amino acids. The transcript has a single exon.
UUUUUCCAUGCAAAAUCUUGCUUACCUCCAAACUCCUAAAAACGCUAAGUCCAAAAACCCUCCCAAAAUUAUUGAACUCGGUGAAUGCUAAUGAAAUGAAAAAUGGACCCCCCCCCCUCCCCCUUUUUUGUAUAUUGCUCGAUCCAAAACGCCAAGUACAUACACAUACCCCAUACACUCUUUCUCUUUCUCUCUUUCUCUCCUCUUUUUUUUCCUUCUUUUUAGAGAGAGAAACAAAAAUAAUAAUUCACACCAUAAAAUUCAUCCAAAGUUAUAAGAACAAGAAGAAGAAUUAAAAGUUGUACAAUUUUUGUACCCUUUUUUUAAAAAAGCUAUUAAUACACAACAAUUUCAUUUACUCUUUUUAUUACACACUUCCUUUUGUGUUAUUAGUUUUUCAUUGUCAUUAUGAUGAGGUGACAACAAAAAAAAAAUUUACAAUAAUUUUGUAGAAAGAUUAUAAUGAAGAACACCAUAAGGUGUUGCAUAUCUUGCAUCCUCCCGUGCGGAGCACUAGACGUGAUCCGCAUCGUACACUCGAACGGCCGUGUCGAGGAGAUCUCCGGCACAAUACGUGCCGAAGACAUAAUGAAGGCUCACCCUAAACACAUCCUUAAGAAACCAACUUCUCGUUCGACAUCCGACGUCGAGUCGAUCGACUCGCACCACCGUGGGCCCACCAUUGUGGUGGUCCCACCCGACGCGCAACUCCAACGUGGGAAGAUCUAUUUUCUCAUACCAAUCAUCGAUCAUAAUAACAAUAAGAAAAAGACAAACUCAUCAUCAAAGAAGUCCACAUCAUCGCCGACCUCACCGUCGGUUGUUGCUGCCCCCGUGGGAUCGGGGGCAGCUUCAUCGACGGUGAGACGGAAAAGAAAGGAGCAUAAAAGUCGGAGUAAUUCGAUAUCAUUAGCAGCUGCUAAUAUUGUAUUAUCGUCUACAACAGAAGAAGAUGAUAAGUAUUUGAGUGAUAUAUUAAGUGAGAAAGUAAUAUCAAGUCAUAGAGAAAAAAGAAGAGGAAGAGUUGCAGUUUGGAGGCCACAUUUAGAGAGUAUUACUGAAACUCUUAGUGAAGCUGCUUCAAGUGAUCAUUAAUUUAAAUCAAUCAUAUCAUUUGGUGUGUUUUUUUGUGUUAAUUUUUUUUUUUUUUUUUUUUUUUUUUUUUACUUUUUCUUUUGUUUUUCUAUUGGUUAUUUGAUAAGUUUUUGAUUAAUAAUUAUCCAAUAGGGGGUCAAAGAAAAAGGAAAAAAAAAAAGGAAGAAGAAGAAGGUAUGUUAUAAGAUGAUGAUGAACAUUUUUGUGUAAAAAUGGUAAAAGUGAAAUUAAAUAUGCUUACAUGUUAAUUAUAUACUUUAAAGUUUAGUUUGAUAAAUUAAAUGGGAAAUGUUAAUUAAGUUGAAGUGAAAGCAAUUGUAUGAAUAUUGAACUUUUUUUUGUUA